GCCGUCACUCACUGCUCCUCCGCUCGUACUGCCCUCGGUGCCCCACCGCCCCAUUCCUCUCUCUUUCUCUCUCAAUCCACUGCGUUGGAGCCGGCCCGAUGCUGGGGAAGCCGCAGAAGCACCGUGGCCUCGCCGAUCCGCAGGAGAGCGGGACUUUCGCCGGCUCUUCCUCGUCCUCGCCUCCGCCUCCUCUCUCCUCGUCUUCCAAGAACGCCACCGGGGAUGGCGGAAAUGUCGACCGGGUCCUCUUCAACAACCUCGUCGAAAUGGUCCCCCUCGUCGAGUCCCUUAUGGACCGGAGGGCAAAUCCAUCAUUUACGCGGCGGGCGUCGGUGAUUUACACGCCCACGCCUUCCAACCAGACCAAGGUUGUUGAUCUGAAAGGCAGAAAAUCAUCUAAAACUGUUUCUGCAAAAAAGCAUAGGGAUUUUAGAGAGUCAAGCAGAGAUAAAAAUGACCAAGAUGUUACUAUUGACAACUUUUCAGUUUUUUCUUCAACACCAUCGGCAGUAGGAGAUGUCCAAAAGACAGUAGGAGAUGUCCAAAAGAAUAUAGAAGAGUUAACUAUGUUGCAGGAACAGUUGGAUGACCUACAUAAAAAAAUACUGGAGAAAGAUGAAGCCCUGAAAUCUGCGGAAGAGACGGUGAAUCGAAUGAGUCAAGUUAAUAUGAUGCUAGAUGAAUUGAGACACCAGGUUGAAGAGAAGGAUUCAAUGGCUAGAAAUGCCAAUUCACAACUGGCUAAUACGCAGAUUAAGCUAGCAGACAAGCAAGCAGCUUUGGAGAAAUUAGAGUGUGAAGCAAGGACAUCAAAUACUAAAAUCGAGGAACUUCAGGGACAUCUGGACUCUAUGGGCUUGGAAAUUACUGCAUUCAUGUGGUUAUUUGAAGAGCUAUCAAAAAAUGAUUCAGCUGCAUAUCCUGAUGAUGACAUCACUUCAAUUCAAAAAUUUGAUCAGCUUCCAUAUAUGGAUAGCAUCUAUGAGAGUGAUAUGAUGAGGAUGGAAGAGGCAAGAAAGGCCUACACCGCAGCUAUUGCUGCUGCAAAGGAGAACCCCAGCGAAGAGUUGUUAGCUGCAGCAGCUGAGGCAAGGCUUCACCUUCGAGCAUUUGUUCUCUAACCUGACAAUAAAAACUGCAAGUCUCGUAUCCAGCCAUCUAGCAUGCAUGUGUAGCGCCAUCGGUAGAGCUCAACAGAGUUUGCUUGUGUUCUUUUGCUUGCACCAAAUUACAGUGCAUACAGUAUUCCAAUUAGAAUAUCUGUUAUCUGAUCUCAAAAUUACAUCUAUAAGGAAAUGUUCAUUGGCUAUCCUUCACCACAAGAGGAUCAAUUUACCACACUUAUCCCUCAGUUUGCAUUU
Elaeis guineensis (African oil palm) is the source of this 1361-nucleotide messenger RNA. RefSeq names its product protein MICROTUBULE BINDING PROTEIN 2C. Gene Ontology annotation, molecular function: microtubule binding. NCBI's taxonomy places the organism in Eukaryota, Viridiplantae, Streptophyta, Magnoliopsida, Arecales, Arecaceae. The record is from RefSeq and is a predicted model, not a curated record. Gene Ontology annotation, biological process: plasmodesmata-mediated intercellular transport.